This is a messenger RNA of Medicago truncatula (barrel medic), 1391 nucleotides long. The record is from RefSeq and is a predicted model, not a curated record. Lineage: Eukaryota; Viridiplantae; Streptophyta; Magnoliopsida; Fabales; Fabaceae.
AAUGUUGAAAGCAGGGCUGGUGUUAUAAAAAUGAGGCCAUGGAGAGAGGGAAUUAGGAAUUGGAAAGAGAUGGUGAGUGGGCAGUACCAAUCGUCGGAAAGGAAAACGAUAAUGGUAACCGGUGGGGCGGGGUUCAUCGGAUCACACACGGUUGUUCAGCUUCUAAAACAGGGCUAUACAGUUUCCAUUAUCGACAAUCUCUACAAUUCCGUCAUGGAAGCUGUCCACAGGGUUCGCCAUUUGGUUGGUCCUCAACUUUCCAACAACCUCCGCUUUCACCACGUCGAUCUCCGCAACAAGCAAGAGUUGGAGAUGAUCUUCUCUAAAACCAAGUUUGACGCUGUGAUCCACUUUGGUGGUCUAAAAGCGGUGGGAGAAAGUGUCGCAGAGCCACUCAAAUAUUUUGAUCACAACUUGGUUGGCAGCAUCAAUCUUUUUCAAGUGAUGGCUAAAUUUCAGUGUAAAAAGAUGGUAUUGUCAUCCUCUGCAGCAGUUUAUGGUCAACCAGAAGAAAUUCCCUGCGUUGAGGACUUCCACUUGCAAGCCAUGAAUCCUUAUGGAAGAACCAAGCUUUUCGCGGAAGAGAUUGCACGAGAUAUUCAAAAGGCAGAGCCAGAGUGGAGGAUAAUAUUGCUGAGAUACUUCAAUCCGGUUGGGGCACAUGAGAGCGGUGAGAUUGGCGAAGAUCCAAGGGGCAUACCCAAUAAUCUGAUGCCUUACUUAACCCAAGUUGCAGUUGGAAGAUUGCCUGAGCUCAACGUUUAUGGUCAUGAUUAUCCCACCAAAGAUGGCACUGCGAUACGGGACUUUAUCCAUGUAAUGGACUUGGCAGAUGGUCACAUUGCUGCGUUGCGAAAGCUUUUUGCGACAGACAAAAUCGGUUGUGGUGCCUACAACUUGGGAACUGGCCGCGGUACAUCAGUGCUUCAAAUGGUUGCUGCAUUUGAAGAGGCUUCUGGCAAGAAAAUUCCUAUUAAAAUGUGUCCAAGGAGGCCCGGAGAUGCUACUGCUAUCUAUGCAUCUACGCGUAAGGCUGAAAAUGAACUUGGUUGGAAGGCAAAAUACGGUAUAGAGGAGAUGUGCAGAGACCAAUGGAAUUGGGCAAGCAACAAUCCAUGGGGAUACCAGCUUGAGCCUGGGUUCGGGAAUCAUUGAAUUUGAACUACCUUCAUCUUCACUUUCACCUUCCGCACAUAUACACUUCAUCCUACUAUCCUCGUUCUCUUGUAUUUUGUCCUUCUACCAUACUACCUAAGAUAUAAAUUUUGAUGUUCCUUUUGUUAUACGUACAGUUCAAUUGAUUCUUCACUCAUUAAGACCAUAUACCUAGAAAAGGGCUCUGUGAUUAAAAAAAAUAAGAGAUGAGUUAAUAAUAAUAAAAUGUUUCUUUA